AUGGCACCCACAUCUAUGGAUGCAACUGGUGGAGACAUCAAGAAUGAUGUUUACACUGCGUACGAGGACUUGGGAUCGACUGCUGCCAACUCUAGAGUCCAUUCGACACUCUCAUUAUCGACAACUAUGGAUUCUACUCGCAGAAAUUCAGAAGAUGAUGAUGCUUCAUACCGACAAUCUCAGGAUGUCACCGAUUUGUAUACGGUCCCUACCACCAGGACUCGUGGCAACUCUCAUAUGGGUGAGGCGCUCGAGAACCUAUCCCGUACUAUGUCUAGUAUGCCCGAGCAGCAUUCGGGGCAUCAGGAUCUCAGAAAUGUGCAGUCUCGGCGAAGCGAGAAGAGUACUCGUUAUUCGAUCAAGCAUAUGCCCGGGCUUGCGGAAGAAGCGGGAUCACCCACACUAGCAAAGCAGCAAGGUGUCCCUCCUGAACUAGGUAGUCUUACUGCUGAAAUGAUCUUUAUUCUGGUGUGCUCUGCUGGAUUGAUGUUCUUUGCUUUCUUACUGGGCGAUAUCACUGUGAACCAAGAAAAGCUUAAAAUAGCGCUGGGAAUCAGCAAUAGUCAGCUGCCAUGGUUACUCGGUGCAUAUACACUUCCAUUGAGUUUGUCAGUCGUUAUAUCAGGUUCACUGAGCGAUCUUACACCACCGCGGAUGAUUAUGGUUGGCGCAUUUGCCUGGUUGACUGUCUGGAAUAUCGUGGGGGUGUUCACGAUCAGUCCGGAAAGAGUCAUUUUGUUCUAUAUUGUGCGAGCUAUGCAAGGUCUCGCUAUUGGAGUUCUGGUCUCUGCCUCGAUGAGUAUCCUUGGCCGAAUCUAUAAGCCUGGUCUGCGGAAGAACAAAGUUUUUUCAGCUAUGUCUGCUACCUCGCCCUUUGGAUUUUGGCUUGGUGGUAUCCAGGGCGGAGCUUUUCAGUCCUGUCUUUAUUGGAUUUUCGGUUCCAAUGCAAUCAUAUCUGGAAUGUGUCUAGUUGCUGCCUUCAUGGUGAUUCCUCCACUGAAACCCAUGGCAGAUAUCGUGGGAACAGAGGCACCGACGAUCCGCGACUUUGAUUUCAUUGGAGCAAGCUUUGCCGUUACUGGCUGUGUGUGUCUUCUUUUCGGUCUCACCCAGGGAUCUGUCGUGAAUUGGUCCCCAUACACAUAUGCGCUGGUCAUUGUCGGUAUUCUACUAUUGAUUAGCUUCUUUUUUGUUGAACGAUGGGUGGCACGUCCUCUCAUUCCUACUCGUCUCUGGGAGACGGAAGGUUUCACACCCCUGAUGAUUGCUUAUUUCCUCGGAUAUGGCGCCUUCUCCGGCUGCUGGCAAUUCUUUGCUGUGCAGUUUAUGCUUCGCGUUCAACAAAACAGUCCCCUGACGGUGGCACUUUACCUUCUUCCCAAUGCUAUCGUGGGUGUCUUAGCAACAUGGGUAGUGAGCAAGACCUUGCACAUUGUACCAGGUCACUACAUUUACUUUACUGCCAUGCUUGCAUUUGCACUGGGCCCCGCCUUCUUCCUACCCCAGACAUCGGGAACAACGUACUGGGCCUUGUCUUUUCCCGGAAUCGCCCUAGUUACCUUUGGCCCUGAUCUCUCCUUUGCGGCGGCUUCUAUAUACAUCACGAGUAAUGUUCGUCGAUCCUACCAAGGCAGCGCUGGUAGUCUGCUUGUGACUAUGCAGAACCUGAGUAGUGCAGUUAUGACAGCUGUCGGGGAUGCCAUAGGGAACAAGGUUGGUGAAUCCAAUGGAAAUAUUGAUUUGGAUGGACUCCGGGCUAUUUGGUGGUUUGCUUUGGCUGCUGAAGUGGUUGCAGCUCUCAUCACAUUGAUUUGGGUGAGAAUCCCCAAGGAGGAUGAAAAGGAGGAGCACGUUAUCUAA
Messenger RNA from Penicillium angulare, 1860 nucleotides. RefSeq lists its product as uncharacterized. Bases 1 to 1860 code for a protein of 619 amino acids. The record is from RefSeq and is a predicted model, not a curated record. Gene Ontology annotation, molecular function: transmembrane transporter activity. Gene Ontology annotation, biological process: transmembrane transport. Gene Ontology annotation, cellular component: membrane. The transcript has a single exon. NCBI's taxonomy places the organism in Eukaryota, Fungi, Ascomycota, Eurotiomycetes, Eurotiales, Aspergillaceae.